Tricharina praecox is the source of this 615-nucleotide messenger RNA. RefSeq lists its product as uncharacterized. The record is from RefSeq and is a predicted model, not a curated record. The transcript has 9 exons. NCBI's taxonomy places the organism in Eukaryota, Fungi, Ascomycota, Pezizomycetes, Pezizales, Pyronemataceae. The coding region runs from base 1 to 615 and encodes 204 amino acids.
AUGGAGAACAACGAGGUCAUCUUCCCUACGAAAAUUCUCCUGACAACGACAGACAACAAUAUCGGACUGAUCGCUCGUCAAAGAUGUCUACAAGGCACAGUGAGCGCGCUCUCGACACACUCGGUUGACGCGUCCUCAGUAGCAGACUUGGUGGGUGCGCUCAUGGCAGACUCAGUGAGCGCGUUCUUGUUAGGUUCCGUGGGCGCGUUCUUGUUAGGUUCCGUGGACGCGUUCUUGCGAGGCUCGGCGGGCGCGCUCUCGCUAGAAGAAGCAAGCGACUGGAAGGAUCUGCUGGAGAGACGAGGUCUGAAGUUGGGUGCUGUGCAUGUGGAGAAACAUCACGGAGACUUUGCGCUAGUGAAUUUGAUACUGACUAAGCGCGAAGCGCUCCAAAUCCGUGGAGACGAGACGAUGAAACUAUUCUAUGAUUGGAACAGUCGUCCUCCCUCGUCCUCCCACCGUCCGUCACGGGCGUCGCAGAGCGGCAACGGCGGCGGCGGCGGCGGCGAGUCGCGAGUCGCGACUUGCGACAUACAUCCCCAGAGUGGCCGUGACUGGGGACGGAUGUUGUGCACCCGCACGUCCGUCACCCGUGGGACACCCGUGGGACACUGA